AUGGUGUACUUCCGAAGCAACAAUUUUGGGAUAGCCGACUCCUCGAGGGAAAGCUUCAAGAUGAUCUAUGAGCAGGAGGCACCUGUCUCUAAUCUAUGCUGCUGCAAAGACGGGAUAGUUGUGGGGUGUGGGAACCGUGCGCUGGUUGUCAAGAAGGAUGAGAGCAAGAGAAAGAAGAUAGCGAAGUUCGAUAGAGAUGUCAGUGCUAUGGAUGUGUGUGAGGAGUUAGUGGCAUGUGGAGACGAAGGAGGAGGCAUCAAGGUGAUUGGGAGGAUGAGAAGCAUUGUUAGACAGUACUACGAGCACGAGGCCAGAGUUAAUGAGAUAAAAAUCAGUGGAGAGAUGGUUAUGAGCUGUAGCGAUGACAUGAAGGUGAAAGUGUUUGAGCUUUCGAAGCCCAAGUCUGUUGUCACCAUAGCCGAGAACACGGACUACGUCAAAAGCAUUGAUGUCGGAGAUGGAGUAAUGUUUUCUGGGUCGUAUGAUGGGUUUAUCAACGGAUACAGCCUUUCAACAUUUGAGAAAGUGUUUAAGUAUGAUACCAAGCGCCGUGUAUCGAAGGUCUGUGCUUUAGGAGGGGGGCGAUUGGCCUUUGCAUCUGGGAGCGAGGUGUGUGUGAUUGACGUUGAGAACGGGGGAAAGGAGACGGGAAGGUUCUUCCACAUAAAGGAGGUGACGUCCAUGAUGUUCUAUGAAGGGAGGCUAUAUACGGUGUCUCUGGAUGCAAGCAUAAGGGUGUUUACAGUGGAUCUUAGGAUGAUAUCGAAGAUUGGAAUUCGAGGAGGGAUUCUGAGUAUCGGGAUCUUUGACGAUGUGGUGUGCCUUGGAUUGGAGGAUGGAGGGGUGCUUGAGCUGGUCAAGGAAAAGGCGAAGAGGGAUAUGGUGGAGCUUAGAUGCAGAGAAGGAGAGCUGGACGAUGAGGUGAAGAUCAAGGUGGUUCCGAACCGGCUUGAGAAAUUCAAUUUCUUGGAGAAGAGGCUGAAUGCGUUUGAAUACAAGAAGUCGAUGAUCCACGCUGUGAAGAGGAGAGAUAUCCAGGAAUUGUUUGCAGUGAUGAGCUAUAUCCAUGAGAGAGGGGAGUUUGAGCAUGCACUCCAGGAUCUAAGCAGAAGAGAGGUUGAGGAUGUUCUUGAUGUGAUAAUUGAGUUCUUUAUGGUGAAGGAGCUUGUGCCUAUUUUUACUGAGUGCAUUGAGACGAUUCUUUUUCUGUAUGAGAGGGACAUAAAAGACGACGACACGCUUGGCAGAAAAAUAGAGGUGCUUGGGUCUGUCAUUGAUGAUGAAAUGUAUUUUCAAGAGGAGAAUCUCCGCUCGAUUGCAUUUCUCGAAUGUUUCCAAGGCUAG
This is a messenger RNA of Encephalitozoon hellem ATCC 50504, 1344 nucleotides long. RefSeq lists its product as uncharacterized. The record is from RefSeq and is a predicted model, not a curated record. Gene Ontology annotation, biological process: rRNA processing; positive regulation of transcription by RNA polymerase I. Bases 1 to 1344 code for a protein of 447 amino acids. Gene Ontology annotation, molecular function: protein binding. The transcript has a single exon. Lineage: Eukaryota; Fungi; Microsporidia; Unikaryonidae. Gene Ontology annotation, cellular component: nucleolus.